AUGAAAACCAUUUUGAAAUCUCAUGGAUUGUGGGAUUUGGUUGAAAAUGGUUUUGAUGCUUCAUAUCCAAAGAAGGGAACGGAAAAAGAAGAAAGAUCUAAGGCUUCUAAAGUGGAGAAGUCUACAAUGGCUGAGAUUUUGAUGAAGGAUGCUCGUGCACUUGGAUUGAUCCAAAGUGCAGUCUCAGACCAAAUCUUCCCCAGAAUAGUGAAUGAAGAAACCUCAAAGAGUGCUUGGGAUAUUCUAAAGCAGAAGUUUAGAGGCGAUAAACAGGUACGAAGUGUCAAGUUGCAAGGUCUACGUAGAGAGUUUGAAUAUACUCGUAUGAAGGAUAGUGAACCAUUGUCUGUUUAUACCGCUAAACUGUUUGAUUUAAUUAAUCAAAUGAAGAGUUACGGUGAAGAGUUGUCUAGAGAAAGAGUUGUGCAGAAAUUGCUGAUUAGCUUGCCUAGAUCGUAUGAUUCUAUAUGCUCUGUGAUUAAGCAUUCUAAGGAUCUUGACACUCUUGAAGUUCAAGAAGUAGUUGCAUCUCUGAAGAUCUUUGAGCUCAUAUUAGAUAGGCAUACUGAAAACUCCACAGAAAGGGCUUUUACUAGUAUGAAUAUAGAGAGUAAAAACUCUAAGAGUGGAAGUUCUUAUGGAAAUCACAAAUCCUAG
Prunus dulcis (almond) is the source of this 657-nucleotide messenger RNA. RefSeq lists its product as uncharacterized. Lineage: Eukaryota; Viridiplantae; Streptophyta; Magnoliopsida; Rosales; Rosaceae. The transcript has a single exon. The record is from RefSeq and is a predicted model, not a curated record. The coding region runs from base 1 to 657 and encodes 218 amino acids.